AUGGGCAUGUGCAUGGAGACUGUCACCCGCAGGAAUGGAAGGACCUUUCCUAAGCAUGGGCAGACCUGCUUGGUGCAUUAUGUGGGUAUGCUGGAAGAUGGGGAAAAGUUUUAUUCCUCUUGUGACAAGAACAAGCCGUUCAAAUCUGGGAUGGGCAAGCAGGAGGUUCUCUGUGGCUGGGAAGUGGGGGCAGCCCAGAUGAGUGUUGGCCAGCAGGCCAAGGUGAUGAUCCCACCAGACUAUGGCUAUGGCUCCACUGGGCACCCAGGAAUCACCCUGUCCAACACCACUCUAACUAACCCUUGA
Varanus komodoensis (Komodo dragon) is the source of this 306-nucleotide messenger RNA. RefSeq names its product peptidyl-prolyl cis-trans isomerase FKBP1A-like. Bases 1 to 306 code for a protein of 101 amino acids. Lineage: Eukaryota; Metazoa; Chordata; Lepidosauria; Squamata; Varanidae. The record is from RefSeq and is a predicted model, not a curated record. The transcript has a single exon. Gene Ontology annotation, molecular function: peptidyl-prolyl cis-trans isomerase activity.